Messenger RNA from Marasmius oreades (fairy-ring Marasmius), 1833 nucleotides. RefSeq lists its product as uncharacterized. The transcript is spliced from 12 exons. Gene Ontology annotation, molecular function: NADP binding; N,N-dimethylaniline monooxygenase activity; flavin adenine dinucleotide binding. The record is from RefSeq and is a predicted model, not a curated record. Lineage: Eukaryota; Fungi; Basidiomycota; Agaricomycetes; Agaricales; Marasmiaceae. The coding region runs from base 1 to 1833 and encodes 610 amino acids.
AUGUCUAAUCCUAAACUCUUCCCACUCCCCACCUUCGACUAUCUUGGUAUCCAGCAGCCGCCCACGGAUGGUGUCGACGCGAUCAAGAUUGUUCGGGAAUGGUUCUCUUCCUUCACCCAGCAUGUCAGCUCCAACAAUGUCGACGGUGUUACUAGCCUGUUCGCUCGCGAGUCCUACUGGCGCGAUAUGCUAGCACUCACUUGGGAUUUCCGAACGUUCAUCGGUCGAGAUAAGAUCCAGCAAUUUCUUACCGAUCGAUUGGAUUUAUCCCAGCUCGAUGCUCUGAAACUUAGAGAGGAUGCGUUUCUGAGAUUACAACGUCCCGGUCCUGAUCUAGCAUGGAUCCAAUUCAUGUUCGACUUUAAAGUCGGCAAAGUAGGAGUGGGAAUGGGGAUAGGACGAUUGAUACCUCAAUCGGAUGGCUCUUGGAAGUGUCACUGCAUGUUCACGAACCUCGAAGGAUUGCAGGACUUUCCAGAACAGAUUGGUCCACGGCGUAAUGAUCAACCCAGCCACGGUAUAUGGACGAAGAAGAGGGAAAAGGAAGUCGCUUUUGAAGAUCGAGAACCGGCCGUAUUGAUCAUGGGAGGGGGACAAGCCGGAUUGGAAAUCGGUGCUCGUUUGAAAGCCCUGGGAGUGGACAAUCUGAUUGUUGAGAAAAAUGCCAAAGUUGGUGAUAACUGGAGGAAUCGAUACGAGGCGUUGUGUCUUCAUGAUCCGGUCUGGUAUGACCACAUGCCCUAUCUCCCUUUCCCGCCCACUUGGCCGGUUUACAGUCCAUCUGUGAAACUUGCCGGCUGGCUUGAGGGGUAUGCCGAAGCCAUGGAAUUGAACCUCUGGACGUCAUCGACUGUGACUAACGCAUCUCUCAACGAACAGACCAAGGAAUGGAAAAUCACUAUACAAUUCGCAGACGGAAAGGAGCGCGUGUUCAAUCACGUCAAACACUUUGUCUUUUGCACUGGUCUCGCGGCUGGUGUACCCAACAUGCCUUCUUAUCCCGGAAUGGACCAAUUCAAAGGGCAAAUCAUUCAUUCGUUUGACCAUAAAAGCGCUGCAGACCAUGCUGGGAAGAAGGUUGUCGUCAUUGGUGCUUGCACUUCAGCACACGAUAUCGCUGCUGACUUCUGUCUUAACGGGGUUGAUGUAACAAUGUACCAGCGUAGUUCAACCUAUAUCAUGAGCACUAAAAAUGGUUGGAAAGUACUCUUUGAAGAUCUCUAUACCGAAAAUGCUCCACCGACGGACCUUGCGGAUAGACUUAACGCAUCGUUCCCUAAUGAAUUCUUACAUUCCGGAUUAGCGCAGCGGCAGGUCAAAGCAAUAGCCGAGCUCGAUAAACCACUCUUAGACGGUCUCGCAAAACGUGGGUUCAGAACAAACUGGGGUCUGGAUGGCUCUGGGUUUGGGCGACUUGCCUGGGCGAGAGCAGGAGGGUAUUAUUUGGAUACUGGAGCAAGCCAAAUGAUCAUCGAUGGGAAGAUUAAACUCAAGAGCGACAGUAAACUGGAACGCUUCACAGAGACUGGACUUCGGUUCGAGGACGGGAGUGAGUUGCCUGCGGAUGUCGUUUUGUUUGCUACUGGGUUUGGUGACGUUCGGACGUACAUCCGCAAGAUCUGUGGGGAAGAAGUUGGUAACAGGUGCAAACCGAUAUGGGGCUUAGACGGAGAGGGAGAACUUCACGGGACAUUCAAGGAUUUGGGUGUGCCGGGGUUGUGGUAUAUCAUGGGUAAUCUUGCACUUCAUCGGUUCCAUACGAAGCACGUUGCACUUCAGAUCAGAGCCAUGGAGGGAGGCGUAUUUGGGACACGGUAUUCACCGGAUCCGUGA